AAAGUUGUAAUGUAUAUACCUGUAUCGUAGCCAGGAGCAGUUAAAAAAGUAUCGUGACAUAACUUCAAGAUAAAGUGAAUAAAUACGGAAAGCUGUAACGAAAAGUGUCAAAAUACUGUUAAAGUCACAGUGUAACACAAAAACAGAUUUGGAUGUGAUGUUCCAGCUCAGUGUGUAUAAAUUAUAAAUGCCAGACUACCAAAUACAGGGACUGCACGCUUGAUUCCACAUUCAUCAAAGUGAAAUGUCAGUGUUCCAGCUCAGUGGAUGAACGCUAGGUUUCCUUGAAACACAGUGAUGACAUGCAUGACUCCAUACUAAUCAAAGUGAAAAUUUUAGUGUUCAAGUUUCAGUGACAUAGUGGUAAGCAGAUUUGACCCCAAAGCUAGUGAUCCAGGUUUCUGGUCAAGACUGGUAUCCAGACUAGUGUUUAGUGCUAGGUGAUUUACUUAAAUGAGUAUUGUUUUCAGCAGUUUUAGCCUAGUCUGGAUGCUGGGCAAAAAUAUGACAUUUUGCAUGAGCUUGAUGGUAUAAGUUUUCUAUCCAUGUAAGGUUGGUCUUCAGUCAACUAUCCAUGCUUCUAGAGAGGUUGCCUAUCCAGCAAGAUUUUUGUAUUAUUUUUAUUCUUAACUGGAACUGAACCAAAUCACAUGAAUUGCUGCUAGCAACAAAAGUUAGAUACAAACUGUUACAUAUUACAUUUAUUGAGCUACAGUUGGUUUUAUAGAAGAUAGCACCUACAUGUAAAUAGGUAAUAAGGUUUGAUCGGACAUAUCUGGUAAUUUGAUUUGGAAACUAAGUAUUGGCUGUCAAUUUUAAUCAGGAAUGGCUUCCAGCAAAACAUCAAAUGAAAAAUACUGUCACAGGUCUGACAUGUGUAAGAAAACAGUUAGUAAGGAAAAAGACUUAAAAUCACAUAUAAGUGCAGAAAAGCAACAGCGUUUCAAGUGUGAAAUAUGCUCAAAAACAUUCAGCCUGUCUGGUACGUUACGCAGACAUCAGCGUCUCCAUACAGGUUUAGGUUUGUCAGAGUGCAGUGUAUGCAAGAAAAGUUUUAUCCGUGCAAAAGAUUUAAAACAUCACCAGUCCGUUCAUACUGGAGAACGCCCUUACGUAUGUGAAGUUUGCAAAAAAUCUUUCAGAUAUCCAGCCAAUUUACGUCAACAUAGGAAGAUUCAUACUGGAAUGCUUCCAUUUAAGUGCAAUGUGUGUGGGAAAAAAUUCCGCUCGAAAGAAAAUUUAAGGGUUCAUUUACAUAUUCAUACAGGAGAACGGUCUUACGAAUGCAAGAUCUGUGGAAAAGCAUUCAGUGAACGUGUAUAUUUGAAAGAACAUGAAAUUGUUCAUACCAGUGUAAAAGCAUAUCAAUGCGUUAUUUGUAAGAAAUCGUUCAAAAGAGCUAAAACAUUGAAUGACCAUAGAAAUACCCAUUCUCCAGAGAAAGUUUAUAAAUGUUCUAUUUGUCAAAAAUCAUUUAAUUGGAGAGGAAACUUAUACGCCCAUAUGAAACAUCAUUCGGAUGAUAGACCGUUCGAGUGUGACUUGUGUAGCAAAAAGUUCAAGAGAGCAGCGGACUUGCGUAGACAUAAACUUAUUCACACUGGAGAACGGCCUUUUGAGUGUGAGACAUGCAAAAAAGCUUUUCAAACCUCUUCUGACUUAAAGAGACACAUAAUUAGUAUUCACACCGAGACUGUUCAUGUGAAGAGCCUUUCAGAGCAACAUACAUAAAUCAUCUUUCAAAAGAGUAGAUUCAUUACAUGAUCUUAGAUCAAUUUAUGCUGAAGAGAAACCUUAUGAAUUCUGUAUUUGAUUGAAAGCAUUCCAUUGGAGCUCAAGCUUAAUUAUAUGAACACAUGUCGUUUGUAAAUGUAAUGAGCUUUUUGAGUGUGACAUCAAUGUAAAAAUAAACUUCAAAAUUCAGACUUGCAUAAACAUAAACGUAUUCAUGCUGGAGAGAUACGAUUUGAGUAUGAUUUAGGUAGUGAUCUGAUUUUAAGCUUAGUUAUAUGAGAUUUUUUAUGUCCUCCAAUUUUUGUGUACAGACAGGUAAAGAUACUAACCAAGGGUGAGUAAAAAACAAGCGGUUAGUUUUUUCUCCAUUUUUUGAAAGGGAAAAAAAUAACUGGAAUAAAACUAAGCAGAGGGUAGAAAAAAAAUAACAUGUCAGUUUUCUCCCAUAUUUGUGUUCAAAAUCUUAGAGAUGGGUUAUGAGGGGAACAAACAAAAUGGGAGAGAAAACCAACUGUUUUUAGUUUUCUCCGUUUUUAUUUUGUGAACGAAAAGAAAUAAAAAAGGAACUUUACCGGAGGGGGUGGACUAUUGGUCAAAUCUGAUUGGGGAAAGACUGACCAUUUCACUUGGGAGCAUUCUUAUGGCAGAGAAAUUUGUAAGAAGUCUUUCAGUUCUUUGUCGCAUUCUAUCAGGAAUCAGCAUAUUCAUAUCAGAUAGCAACACUUAUAUAUAUGUAUAAUAUCAGGAUCAUUUAUUGAUGAAUUAUGAACAACAAACAAUAUUUCAGUUUUCAGGCUGUCGUACACAGCCACCUGUGUGAAUGUAAUAACAAUAACAAUGUUGACGGC
Molecule: messenger RNA, 2582 nt
Organism: Mercenaria mercenaria
Lineage: Eukaryota; Metazoa; Mollusca; Bivalvia; Venerida; Veneridae
Product: zinc finger protein 829-like
Exons: 1
Coding region: 826-1731 (301 amino acids)
Biological process (GO): regulation of transcription by RNA polymerase II
Cellular component (GO): chromosome
Molecular function (GO): chromatin insulator sequence binding
Source: RefSeq, a predicted model, not a curated record